AUGGAUGAAAACAAAGCACAGGAGCCCAUGUUGAGCGGCUCUCGUCCUCCACCAACAGACGACCAUGGCCCCGCGACGGCGACUGUGACUACCCCCACCGUCGCUGAGCAUGGCACAUUGAAAUACUCCCUGCUGGGGCCCUCCCUGACCAAGGCCGGCCAGGACUCGGUAGACCAGUCCAAGGUUUCGGAGAUCAUCUACAAUGCCUCCAAAGGGUCCAAGUUCUUCAAUCACGAGGAGGUGCGCGACAAGGUGCUGACGCAAAAGAUUGCCGCCAUCCAGACCAAGAAGCGGCGCCUGGAGCAGCUGGACCUUUCGCGCGAGCAGCGGCAAGCCGACCAGCUGAUUGCGCAACUCGAGCUGACGCGCGACCUGACGCAGCACAUUGUCCACGUCGACUGCGACGCCUUCUAUGCCGCCGUGGAGCAGCUGGACCGGCCCGAGCUCAAGGACGUGCCGUUCGCCGUCGGCGCCGGCGUGCUGACCACCUGCAACUAUGCCGCGCGCAAGUUUGGCUGCCGCAGCGGCAUGGCCGGAUUCGUGGCCAAGAAGCUGUGCCCCGAGCUGCUGCUCAUUCGGCCCAACUUUGACAAGUACACGGCCAAGGCGCACGAGGUGCGCGAGGUCCUUGCCGACUAUGACCCCAGGUUUGAGAGCGCGAGCAUCGACGAAGCUUACCUUAACAUCACCGAGUAUUGUGCUGAGCAUGACAUUUCUCCCGAUGAUGCCGUUCAGCAGAUGCGGGAUGAGAUACACGAGAAGGCCAAGAUUACAGUGUCGGCAGGCAUCGCGGCCAACGCCAAGCUCGCCAAGAUCUGCUCGAAUAUGAACAAGCCGAAUGGCCAGUAUAGAUUACCCAAUGAUCGCAGCGCCAUCAUGAGUUUCAUGCGAGACUUACCGUGUCGGAAGGUAAAUGGAAUAGGCAGAGUUACGGAGCGGGAGUUGUCUGAGAUAGGGGUCAAGACCUGCGGUGAGAUCUGGGGCCAGCGACAAUACUUGCGGCACCUUUUCGGCGACAAAACAUACGAAUUUCUCAUGAUGUGCCAUCUCGGUCUGGGCCGGACCAACGUUCAGCCCGCCGAGGACUACGAGCGGAAAAGCGUAGGCACCGAGAGCACAUUCCGCGAUAUGUCGGAUCCCGUCCAGCUUCGUGAGAAGUUGAGAUGGACCGCCGACGAACUCGAGAAAGACAUGCGGCGCGCGGAGUGCAAAGGCCGCACACUGUGCCUCAAGGUAAAGCUCCACACGUACGAAGUCUUCACGCGGCAAGUCGUCACACCCAAGGCUAUUUACCAAGCAGACGACUUGUACAACUUUGCCCUUCCCAUCCUCGCCAAGCUCGAGCAGGACAUGCCCGGCAUGAAACUCCGGCUCAUGGGCCUGCGCUGCACCCAGCUUGUCAGCACCAAGAAGCCAGACACCCGCGCAUUCUUCGGGUUCAAACCCAAGCGCACCGAGUCAGGUGAAUCAGAUCCAAGCGCAACCAGCCGUAGGGUGGGUGAUGACUCUCCCGCGGAAGAUGGCGGCGAAUGGGAGACCUGGCCCGAUGACAUGCUGGACGGCGCCGACGCGGAGCUGGAGGCGACCGCCUCGGCGCUCAUGGGCAACGAGCCGGCCAACGACGACGAGAACUACCGUCACCACGGGAAGGAGAUCACGCCCAACCCGAAGCGGAAAGCCCCACCGAAGGAGGAAGAGGAGUGGUGGGACUGCCCGAUCUGCAGCCGGCCCCAGGCGGCCGACGAGCGGCAGUUCAACGAGCACAUCGACCUGUGUCUGUCGCGGCAGACCAUCCGAGACGCCGUGCAGCGGGAUGCCGAGGUCGGCAGUCCCGCACCCAGGAGCGAAGGAGGGGACAGCAGCGGUACGAAAAGAGCAAAGACGGGGGCUGGUGACAAGAAGCGUGGGCGCGGCGCUUCCGCUGCAGCGGAUCCCCGGCAGAAGAAGCUGUUCUUCGGCUAG
This is a messenger RNA of Neoarthrinium moseri, 1962 nucleotides long. RefSeq lists its product as uncharacterized. Gene Ontology annotation, molecular function: DNA-directed DNA polymerase activity; damaged DNA binding. Bases 1 to 1962 code for a protein of 653 amino acids. The transcript has a single exon. Gene Ontology annotation, cellular component: nucleus. Lineage: Eukaryota; Fungi; Ascomycota; Sordariomycetes; Amphisphaeriales; Apiosporaceae. The record is from RefSeq and is a predicted model, not a curated record. Gene Ontology annotation, biological process: error-prone translesion synthesis.